AUGCGUAACUUUGCAGUUAGAUAUAGUACUUUCGAAAAAACUCUAUCAGAAUAUGAGGAAAUUGUUCAAGAUAUCGUUAUAUUAAAACAAGAGAUGGAGCCAGAUGCUGGCGUUGCAUACCAUACGCAUUUAGAUGAAUUUUAUGAUCUCUACUCCAAUAUUGAAUAUUUAGCUUCAUUAUUAAUAAAUAAACCUGCUGUUUUGAGUAAUAAUCCCAAUAGUACUAAUAAUUCUACUAUUAAAAUGCCCAAAUUUGAAUUAGUUAAGUUUGAUGGUGAAGAUAUAUCUCUGUGGCCUGUUUUCUAUGAAAAUUUCAAACAAUUUGUUCAUAACAAAAUAGAAUAUCCCAAGUCCGAUAAGCUACAGUAUUUGUUGAGUUGUAUUUCCGGGAAAGCCUUGAAAAGCUGUAGCUCAAUAGAACCCAUUCCUAAUAAUUAUGACAUUAUUUGGAAUAUGCUUGUUGAAAGAUAUAAUGAUAAAAAAUAUUUGUUUAAUCUCUAUAUGGAUUGA
Diabrotica virgifera virgifera (western corn rootworm) is the source of this 510-nucleotide messenger RNA. RefSeq lists its product as uncharacterized. The record is from RefSeq and is a predicted model, not a curated record. The transcript has a single exon. The coding region runs from base 1 to 510 and encodes 169 amino acids. NCBI's taxonomy places the organism in Eukaryota, Metazoa, Arthropoda, Insecta, Coleoptera, Chrysomelidae.